UUUAAAUUUUUUGACGCUCCAUUUAUUCAUUAUAUAUAAAAAAAAAAUAUAUUAUUAUAUUGUUUAAAAUUCUACCAUUACCUACAGAUCUAUUUUGAAAAUGGAUGAUUUAUUUGUAUUAUCAAAAACGGUAUGCAAGGGUGUUAUGGACAGCUUUAAAGGAGUCACUGUAUUGUUUGUCCAAAACAAGCGGCCAAAGAAAGUUGGCAGACCAGUAAACUUACCAAAAGAUCAAAAAAUGUUACAACGAAUAAUUCAAUGUUGUACAUUGAAUGGUGGCAUAUUUUGUUUAAGUAUAGUUCUUUUUGAAUAUGUUAUUCUACCAUCUUUAGGUUCUAUAAUGUCAAUUAUAUUUGGGCAAUUUAAUGAAAAUAUUUGGUUAUGGACAAGAUCACUAUUAUCAUGGACAUUUGGAGCUGUAUGGGUCUUACCAAUAUUUUUAUUAAGCAAAAUAAUAAACAGUCUGUGGUUUCAAGAUAUCGCCGAUAUAGCGUAUAAACAAAAAAAAGGUGACCCACAACAGUUGACACGUAUAAGUAAAGUGAUUGCAGACUUCUCGUUUAGUAUAGUUGUUCAAUUCUUAUUUCUUAUUCAAAGUUACUUAGUAAGUAUGGUGCCAUCAACAAUUCUUAGUAAUAUUCUCAGUAUUUUGCAUUUAUCGUUACUUUAUUCACUUUACUCAUUUGAAUAUAAAUGGUGCAAUAUGGGUAUGGAGCUAAAUUCAAGGUUAUCUAUUAUUGAGAACUGUUGGCCAUAUUUCCUUGGAUUUGGACUACCACUAGCAGUUGUCACAUCUUGGCCAGAAUCAUAUAUUAUUAGUGGUUGUUUAUUUUCAAUUUUAUUUCCUGUGUUUAUCAUCAGUGCUAAUGAAGUCAGUCCAUCUAAGAUUAAAAUAUUCAGAUUGAAACUAUUUGCACCAGUUUUAUCUAUAACGAGUACCAUAUUCAAUCGCUCCAUUGGUCCAGCUAUAAAAUCUUCAAUAAGUACUUUAUCUAAAGCUCAAAAACUGCAUAAAUAAAUAAACAUAGUUAUGUUUUAAUA
This is a messenger RNA of Melanaphis sacchari, 1041 nucleotides long. It is a transcript of the gene tank, whose product is annotated as etoposide-induced protein 2.4. Gene Ontology annotation, biological process: macroautophagy. Gene Ontology annotation, cellular component: endoplasmic reticulum. The coding region runs from base 101 to 1018 and encodes 305 amino acids. The record is from RefSeq and is a predicted model, not a curated record. The transcript has 7 exons. NCBI's taxonomy places the organism in Eukaryota, Metazoa, Arthropoda, Insecta, Hemiptera, Aphididae.